Messenger RNA from Parastagonospora nodorum SN15, 1479 nucleotides. RefSeq lists its product as hypothetical. NCBI's taxonomy places the organism in Eukaryota, Fungi, Ascomycota, Dothideomycetes, Pleosporales, Phaeosphaeriaceae. The record is from RefSeq and is a predicted model, not a curated record. The transcript has 3 exons. Gene Ontology annotation, biological process: regulation of transcription by RNA polymerase II. Bases 1 to 1479 code for a protein of 492 amino acids. Gene Ontology annotation, cellular component: nucleus. Gene Ontology annotation, molecular function: DNA-binding transcription factor activity, RNA polymerase II-specific; RNA polymerase II transcription regulatory region sequence-specific DNA binding.
AUGCCAGCAGAGCUUGUACCGCUGCGCCGCAUCAAAUGCACGUAUCCAGACUGCUUCGAAUCGUUCGACACCGAGAAGCAGAUGAAGAACCACAAGAAAAACUCGGACGAGCAUGAGUACUGCACCAAGUGCGACGAGGACUUUGAGGACUUUGAAGCGUUCGCAUUCCAUAAGAUCCUCGCGCCACUUAAGCACGACAAAGCUUGUCGAAUUUGUGGAGAUGAGUUCAAGUCAAUUUCUGGACAUAGACGUCACGUUGAGAUGAAUCACAAGAUCAACCAGAGGCUGACCUGCAUUGGCUGCCAUGAGACGUUUCCCUGCGCUUUCCUCCUCAUCGAACACCUGGAGUUUGGACACUGCAACGUCAUAUCUCAAGCCCAGUUCCAAGGCCAUGUGAUACACAAGCAUCUCAUCACUGAGUAUCUCAAAGGUGGCGAGGCCUUGGUGCGCUUCGAACAGAAGCAGGCCAAAUUUGAAGCCGCAAUUGACUGUGACGAGCAAGAGGGUGGAGUUAGUCUUGGAGACCAGAUCUUCGACGACGAGGAGAUUGAAGACGUCAAGUUCCAAGCUAUCAAGCCUGAUACUCCACCAGACACACCUGUCCAUCUCGGCACAUACCCGCCUCUGCCGUCCCAGAUGAACAGCGUUGGCCCAACCAAGUCCGACAUAUCUUCCUUGCUUGACCAACUGUCUAUGACUGCGGACUUGGAGGCCUCUGCUACGGUCGUCAACUCACCCGUUGGCUUAUCUACUGCGGCCACAUUCCCCGUAGGUUCGUCACAGGGCAGCUCAUCUCGUCAAGUCUCCUCGGCGGCUGCAUCAAAGAACCUUCAGUCCAAAGUCUGGAGCUCCCGAGACGGCAAGUCGGCCAGCAGUGCGCUCUUCCCUGGCGCCAAGCCCACUCCCGUCACUGAGGAUUUCAGCAUUGUCGCCCACGAUGAAAAUAUGAAGCAAGAGCACGGUGCUAACAUCAUGCGAACCCGUUUCUGGGAUCCGGACAGCAGCGAUUGGACGCCCGAUCGCUUCUUCGAUGUUGCCAUCAGCCAGUACUACUGUCCCUUUGUCUGCGAACAGACCUUCGCCGACGCCGGAGAGCAGAGGAGACACAUCAUGGAAGACCACCGCAUCACCCGCAUGAAGUGUCCCAUGUGUCUCAAGUACUUCAAGUCCGCCACCGCUCUGAUGGCUCACUGCGAGUCGCGCGGCGCUAGGUGCGAGAUCAACAAGGCGGACGACUUCAGCAUCUUCCUCGACCGCAUCUCUGGUGGCUUCUUGGGCGUGCAGGAGAAGACCCGCCCUGACCAUCUCAACAACCCUAGCACCCUGCUGCACAACGAGGAGACUGGUCGCAUGGAGCAUUAUAGGCCGCCGGUUGCCAACUAUUUGCAGUACUCGGUCACUAAGCCUCCGGACUGGAAGGAGCCUGUGCGAAGCACUGUCAUCGGUGGUGUUGCGAUGCAGCCGCGCGUGAGGUGGUAG